ACGGUAACGUCACAAUCAGCUCAUCGAUUGGCACAAUAAACCGAACAUGCUGUGGCUCGACAAAACUACAAUUAAGUAGUUAUACACCUGAAUAAAGACAAUGGCUUCAGCAGAACCCAAAAUUAUUCUAGUGUUCAGUGGGAAACGCAAAUCCGGCAAAGAUUAUGUGACGGAUUUCAUUCUGAAAAGGCUAGGGUCGGAGAUCUGCUGCAUCCUGCGUCUCUCUGGCCCGCUGAAAAAGCAGUACGCUCAGGACCACGGACUGGACUACAGCGAGCUGCUGGCCGCAGGGGGCUACAAGGAGACACACCGCGCUGACAUGAUCGCCUGGGGCGAGCAGCAGAGGCGCCAAGACCCGGGCUUCUUCUGUCGCCUAGCAACAGAGGCAGCCCAGCAGCCCGUCUGGAUUGUGAGUGACGCGCGGCGGCGUUCGGACCUGCGGUGGUUCCAGACAGAGUAUCCGAGUCAGACGCGCUGCGUUAGGGUCCAGGCUUCAGAGGAAACACGAGCGGACCGCGGCUGGCGCUUCACAGCAGGGAUAGAUGAUGCAGAGUCAGAGUGUGGAUUGGACGGGGAGCAGUUCGACUGGAUCAUCACCAAUGAGGCAGAGGCUCCAGCCUUAGAAGAGCAGCUUGAGAACAUUUUACAACUCGCCUCACAUGCAGCAGGACCGCACAACUCCUGAAGCCUCCGUCAGAAACGUCCAGCCCACCACAGCCGCAGAAGACACUGUUGAAAACAUUCGGCUGCGUUGCACAAAUGCUUCGUCAGAACCUUUGUGCCUUCUUUUAGCCCUCCAGUUCCUUGAGCAUGACAAGACAAUAAUAGUCCUAACUGGACAUCGAGUGCCUGAAACCUUUCCGUCACUUUAUAAUGCAAAGAAUAAAGUUUCCUUCAUAAGGUUUAUUUACCCAGAA
This is a messenger RNA of Gadus morhua (Atlantic cod), 917 nucleotides long. RefSeq names its product phosphomevalonate kinase (gene pmvk). The coding region runs from base 101 to 685 and encodes 194 amino acids. Lineage: Eukaryota; Metazoa; Chordata; Actinopteri; Gadiformes; Gadidae. Gene Ontology annotation, cellular component: cytoplasm. The record is from RefSeq and is a predicted model, not a curated record. The transcript is spliced from 5 exons. Gene Ontology annotation, molecular function: phosphomevalonate kinase activity. Gene Ontology annotation, biological process: cholesterol biosynthetic process; isopentenyl diphosphate biosynthetic process, mevalonate pathway.